This is a messenger RNA of Penicillium daleae, 768 nucleotides long. RefSeq names its product putative GPI anchored protein. The record is from RefSeq and is a predicted model, not a curated record. Bases 1 to 768 code for a protein of 255 amino acids. Lineage: Eukaryota; Fungi; Ascomycota; Eurotiomycetes; Eurotiales; Aspergillaceae. The transcript is spliced from 3 exons.
AUGGUCCCUGACCCGGAGUCGCGGGCCGGAUCAUCCCCGAAAAGAAAAGGAGGGAAAAACGGCCAGCAGCCACCUUCCAAAAUCCCCCAUCCUAUCUCCCUCAUAAUCGAUCCCAAAAUUUUCAGUAUGGCUUUGAAGACUUGCAUUGCGAUUUUGGCGACUGUGGGCUUUGCGACCGCGCAGACCAGUGUUGUCUCGCUGUUUAUUCCCGACACUGACCCACAGCCUUUGGCCGCCUCCCUGGUAGCACAGGGCGCUGGUACCACAACUUAUAGCAUCAAUUGCCCUCCCGGUACUGAUGGCUCGGAUUGUGGAAUGGGACCUGGAAUGUGGUACACCUCAGGCCCUAAGACCGUGGAAUGGGCAAUGAGUGACCCUGCGGAUGGAUUCUGGGGGCGCAUUGUCUGCUCUAUGGGUGGCACGACCACUGCUGUUUGCACGGAGAUGAUGAGCGGUACUGGGGCCAAUUUCCCAGGGACGUCGACAGGCCAUUUGGCCCAGAGCGAUAUUACACUUAUCCCUGUCACUGUCACCGCUGGUCCUACUAGCACAGCCUCUGCAUCUACCACGACUGAUUUGACGGGCUCAACCUCCACAUCUAGCUCUAGCAACGUGCAUGCUACCGGAGGCACUGCCUCGUCUGCCUCGGCGGCAUCUUCAACUAUCGUCGCUUCUCAUACCAGCACUGGGGGCUUGUCCCGAGUCACUGGUAACCCCUGUGUGGUCUUUGGGGGUGCAGCAGCGGCAUUUAUCGCGGCUGCUUUGUGA